AUGAAUACUGCAGUAAAUCGUGAUCUUUUUCUUGAAAAGAUAAAUGCAUUAAUUGCGGGUAAACGAGCAGACAAUUGUUUUUAUUAUACUCAAGAAAAGUAUUCUAAAAUGCUUUCUGAAGUGGUUUCUGCUAAAAUUAAAUGCAACACACCUUUGAAUUACAGACGAUUAAAACGUUUUGAUGUUUUAAAAAUUAAUGAUAAAGAGAAGUUAAUUGUACCAUUAAAACCAGGGAAAACGAACAUACAGUAUUAUGUUAUCAAUGAAGAAUUGUACAGUAUACUAUAUGAAACUCACACCAAAAUACGCCACGGAGGAAGAACACGUAUGCUUAAAGAGUUACAAGCUGAAUACAAAAAUAUCACAUAUGAAGUAGUAAUGUUGUAUUUAAAUUUAUGCAAACAGUGUCAAAUGAAACACAGUGCACCUAAGAAAGGUAUUAUUGUGAAGCCGAUGGUUAGUUCUGAAUUAAACUCAAGAUGUCAAGUUGAUCUGAUAGAUCUGCAGUCAAACAGAGAUGGCGAAUAUAAGUUCAUAAUGGUGUAUCAAAAUCAUUUAACUAAGUUUGUCCAGCUACGACCUUUGAAAACUAAAAGAGCUGAAGAAGUAGCGCAUCACGUUCUUUCAACAUUCUUAACAUUUGGUGCAUCAGCAAUAUUGCAAUCAGAUAAUGGUAGAGAAUUUAGUAAUCAAAUCAUAUCCGAAAUAUACGCUAUGUGGAAAGAUGUUAAAAUAGUUCGUCACAGUCAAACAUAA
Molecule: messenger RNA, 756 nt
Organism: Diorhabda sublineata
Lineage: Eukaryota; Metazoa; Arthropoda; Insecta; Coleoptera; Chrysomelidae
Product: KRAB-A domain-containing protein 2-like
Exons: 1
Coding region: 1-756 (251 amino acids)
Biological process (GO): DNA integration
Molecular function (GO): nucleic acid binding
Source: RefSeq, a predicted model, not a curated record